UUCACAUAUAUUCACAAAAUAGGAAUAAAUACUCUUUUCUAAACAAUCGACAUGCUUAGCCAGCCAAAAAUCGACGAUAUGAUACGCCUGCUCGAAGGAGGAUUUCGCCAGAGAUCUCGUUUUAUAAAACUGCUGAAGGAGGACAUCAACGCAGUGUGUGCAAAGGCGCGAGAUAUAUUUUUAAGCCAACCUAUGUGCCUGCGGCUGAGUCCGCCUAUCUGCAUAGUUGGUGACUUGCAUGGCCAGUUCGAGGAUCUAUUGCGCAUUCUCAAAAGCACCGGAACUCCUCCUGAAAAACAUUAUCUUUUCCUAGGAAACUACGUGGACCGUGGGCAGAAUUCAAUUGAGACUAUUACUCUACUCUUGUGCUACAAGAUCAAGUAUCCGGACUGUGUAUUCAUGCUACGAGGCAAUCACGAGUCCCAAGCUCUCAAUAGAAUUCACGGCUUCCACGACGAGUGCCAGCGACGGUACAGCCACAAGCUGUGGCUUGCCUUUGUGGCAUGCUACAGCUGCAUGCCUGUGUGUGCCGUUGUGGGAGAGAAGAUCUUUUGCUGUCACGGUGGUCUCAGUCCCCAUCUCCUCAACAUAGAUCAGAUUAACAAGCUGAAGCGCCCCACGGAUGUUUCAGAAAACAGCCUUCUCUGCGAUCUACUCUGGGCCGAUCCCGACCGCAUGACCUACGGCUGGCGGCCGAAUUGUCGAGGAGUCAGCGUUACAUUUGGCCGGGAUAUUGUGGAUCGUUUCCUUGCGCGCCAUCACUUCGAGUUGAUCUGUCGUGGACAUCAAGUUGUAGAGGACGGCUUUGAAUACUUCGCCAGACGACAACUAAUCACAAUUUUCUCGGCACCUAAAUUUUGUGGAAAGUAUGACAAUCAUGGGGCAACCAUGCACAUAGAUGAGAACAUGCUGAUCGCCUUUGAUCUCUACGCACCUCUGACCAACAGUAGUACCAAUUUAAAUAGGAAUAGGUCAAGCACUUAUUUGCAGAGCUAAGGCUUUAUCGAAUUGGAUUGGCAAAAGCAUGCCUGGAAUACUACAUUCUCAAAAAAAAAAAGUUGUGAUAAGACCUGUUCGUUUUUGGAUUUUGCAAUCCUUAAAUUAUAUUUUUCGCAUUUAUUUUUUUAAGUCAAAA
Messenger RNA from Scaptodrosophila lebanonensis, 1135 nucleotides. RefSeq names its product serine/threonine-protein phosphatase alpha-2 isoform-like. Gene Ontology annotation, cellular component: cytoplasm; nucleus. The transcript has a single exon. Gene Ontology annotation, molecular function: protein serine/threonine phosphatase activity. The record is from RefSeq and is a predicted model, not a curated record. Lineage: Eukaryota; Metazoa; Arthropoda; Insecta; Diptera; Drosophilidae. The coding region runs from base 52 to 996 and encodes 314 amino acids.